UUGGCAGUGAGUUUAUUACGUUCUUUGGAGGUGGUUUUGUGCAAAAGCAGCCUUUUUACGUGCUCAAGUUCUAUUCGGUUGAAAAGCCUGAAAAAGGUCAACGCGUUCGCGAUUGUGUAAGGAAAAUUGUGGAAAACCUGUUUCCCGAGAACAAAACGGUACGUUUUGGUGAUUUUAGCUUCGGAAAGUGAUUGGAAAAGCUGCGUGAAGAAUCGUCAGCAAGUGGGCAGUGGAAAUAGCGCGCUAUUUUCUAGUCUGAGAAGUGAGAUUUUUUUUUUCGGUUGCUUUAUUUUUCUCGUGUUGCCUCCGUAAGCAAAGAAAGAGACACCCCGUGGCAGAGGAGAGUGAGCGAGAAGGCAAUAGCGCGACAUCGAGUGAAAAAUAACGGGAGACGCGCCGCGGCGAAGAGUGAAGAAGAAACUCAACAGGGAGAAAAUCGUGUUGAGUUUUGAACGAGCUUCGAUUCGAUUUACAGGGCUGGUAGCGAGUCACUUUGUAGUGCUCUUGUUUCUGUUCGCUUCGUUCGUUACAUCUACACAUUCCUUCGCAUCGAAAGCGCACUUCGGUCGCAGUAGCCUGCCGAAGCGGUUUUCCAAGAAGAGUUUUUGCAGUGGUCAGAAUCAAUCAGUGGAAGUUGAAUUUCGAUUUGUUUAGUGAACACGAGUGAAUGACAGAAAAUGAAUGAAAACCUAGCGAAGAUCUGCCGAAUAUGUUUGACGGAGGGCUCGAGGCACAUCUUCCAGAAAACCGUCACUAACGACGCGCUGUACAAUGUUUCGUCGUUGAAUCGAAUCUCGGAAAAGCUACGCUACGUAACGCUGCUCAAGAUUGACGAAAUGGAAAAUCUGCCAGCGAUGAUUUGCGAUCUGUGCAUCGUGCAGCUGAACGUAGCGUACAACUUCAAGCGCCAGGCCACGGAAUCCGACACAAAGCUACGACAGUACCUGAUCGAAAACGGCAUCGACAUAAUGAAAGACAUCCGAGCGUUGCCUGCGAUUCGGGCACCAGCAGUUCAAACCGCAGUUCCGGGACGGCUUCUUCCGGCACCCACUCGAACAAACCAACGCAUCAAUUCGACCUCUUCUUCGUCGGUAUUCGAAGUCCCACAAACGACGACAGCUCACACAGGCUUAAACCGUAACGGAGGGUCAUUCGAGCCCCGAUUGGUCCCCAUUCGAAUCAAAGUGGAAACCCCGGAAACGGUAGAGCAGUCCUCGGAGCCAGGGGAUCUCCUUUCAAACUCGACAAUUUCGCCAUUAAGUUCAAUAACUGCGACCAACAAUGGCCCCGUUCCGGUUUCAGAGGCAGAUAAAACCAACAGCAGCACUGAGAACAUAGUGGUCGAAUCGUCACCUAGUUCAAGCAAAAACAGCCGUUCAUCCGAUGGCCGCGACAGUGCAAUGGUGGUCGUCGACAGUCGAAACAUUAGCCUACAAGGCGACGAGGAUUAUGUGCAAAAUAUCUUGGGAUCCAACAGCAGUUUGUCUACCAAUGCGAGCAAAUCUGUAGAAAAGGUCGACACCGAUACUGAAAAGUCGAAACCCAGCGAGCCGAAAAAGGACAAACACACAGAUGAUCAUACGGAGUCUCCACAAGAGAGACGUCUCAAGCAGUUGCUUUCCAGUCUGAGAAUCAACAUGGUCAAAUCCAGAUUUCCACAGUCAAAACUGCGAACCAAGCCUCGGAAGAAGCUCCAGCAGAUCAAGCUCAAACAGCAAACUAAAUCUAACCCGUCGCCAAAACCGACAUCUAAGCCGAUUUCCAAGCCAACUCCCAAACCAGCUCCCAAAUCCACUCCCAAAUCGACCCCCAAACCCAAAACUCCCCCAGCUCCCCCGAUGCCGAAAAUUGUCCGACGACACUCGUUGGAUUUUGCCCAGUUGCUGAACGGGACGCGAGUCAAAAGAGAGCAAACCGCUCGCAAGCAGAAAAGUCCCGACAAGAAAAGCCCUCGUAAACCCGCUGUCAUCAGUCCCAACAAGUUGCGUUCCCUGAGGGACAAAAUGCGAGAGGAACGGGAACGGCAAAAUGGUACCAAGGACGCAGCGAUGCCAACGGCCAAGACGCAUGACAAGGACAAAAUUGCUUCCUGAUUGCGGAUCAAACGGGAACCCUGCUGUUAAGAUGGCGAGAUUCUCCGAUAUGCAGAACAAAUUUCAAUACUUCGAUUUUGGAGAUGCUGUUACGUUACAUAUAAGAUAUAGAAUUAAGGAAAUAUCAAUUGGAUUGUAAAGUAGAUUCCCCGAGUUCUUUAUGUCAAAGAAUUCUUGUAGCAUGUUGACAAGUCGGUGUGCAACAUCAUUUUAAAGUUAGGCUGUACUGUUCUCUAUCUAUUUAUUCGUGCAGUUUAGGCUGCUGAAAGCAACUGGCGAACACAGAUUUGAUAGUUCAAUUAGUGCCUUGGAGCAGAGUUGAUAUUUUAGCGUAGCGAUUAAGCGUAUAGAUGUAGAACAUCUCAACAAUUUACACACAGAUGUUGUUUGCACCAGAAAGUUUUAAUAACACUCACUGUUAACAAUACAUAGAUGCAGAUUAUUUGCUUCACCCUUGAAGAAGAGAUUAUACCACCCACCAACCUGUCGCCCGAUAGAGCGAUGCCCAAGCUAAUGAUAUUUAAUUUAUUCGAUAGGUCGAAUUGUCACUCUAUUCCUCGGUUUAUAUAUUUUUGAACUGUUACUGUAUAUUUUAUACUGCAACAACGCUAUGUACCGUUUUGUACACCAUUAUACCUGAAUUAUUGGAGUUAAUAAAGGUGCGAUCAAAAAUAAAA
Aedes aegypti (yellow fever mosquito) is the source of this 2770-nucleotide messenger RNA. Its product is annotated as serine/arginine repetitive matrix protein 1-like. NCBI's taxonomy places the organism in Eukaryota, Metazoa, Arthropoda, Insecta, Diptera, Culicidae. Bases 678 to 2093 code for a protein of 471 amino acids. The transcript is spliced from 3 exons. The record is from RefSeq and is a predicted model, not a curated record. Gene Ontology annotation, cellular component: nucleus. Gene Ontology annotation, molecular function: zinc ion binding.